Messenger RNA from Camelina sativa (false flax), 1045 nucleotides. RefSeq names its product thioredoxin-like 4, chloroplastic. The record is from RefSeq and is a predicted model, not a curated record. Lineage: Eukaryota; Viridiplantae; Streptophyta; Magnoliopsida; Brassicales; Brassicaceae. Gene Ontology annotation, cellular component: chloroplast.
GGGUUAGUACUACAAAAAGCACGGAUUUUUAUUUUCCGAUUACUUCGAGACUUUCGACCAUCGAUGCUUCAAGAUUAAGUUUUUUUUUGUUCAUCGUUUGGGUUCAUAUAGUAUUGAUGACACAGGCUCAAUCAAUAACCAAUUACGACUGCAAUCUGAGUUCACUUAAAGGGUCCCUGCUUUGCUAAUGAACUUUUGCUUGUGGACUUGAUUCAUCUCUGCAAAUGUCAAGUUUACUCAAUAUAUCUCAUGGUAGCUCUCAUGGAUACUCAGGACUCAUUAAUAGGGGAGGUAUAAAUAUUGUUGGAAACUCUAGAUGGAUCUGCUGCAGCACUGGAGUCAGGUUGUCGUUUCCAAGAGCUGUGGCUUCAUCCACGAGUAUAAACAUCGCAUUGGGAUGCACGCUGCUUCAGCGUGGGAGAGCGAAAAGCUUAAGUCAGGAGAACCAAGUUGACUUAUGUGAUGAAAAUGAUGAUUUAUGUCCUGUGGAGUGUGUCACUGAGUUCAAGACAGAUGAUGAAUUGCUUAGAGUCCUUGAAAAAUCGAAAGAAACUAACUCUUUGGUUGUGGUUGAUUUUUAUCGUACUGCCUGUGGGAGUUGUAAAUACAUAGAGCAAGGCUUCUCAAAGCUGUGCAAGCAAUCUGGUGACCAAGAAGCUCCUGUUAUCUUCCUUAAGCAUAAUGUGGUAGAUGAAUAUGAUGAACAAUCUGAAGUCGCUGAAAGGCUCCGUAUCAAGGCGGUUCCUCUCUUUCACUUCUACAAAAACGGAGUUCUUUUAGAAUCAUUUGCAACUAGAGACAAGGAGAGGAUUGACGCUGCUAUUCUCAAAUAUACAUCCUCAGAAUCUUGAGAGGCACAUUCUAUUAUUAAACCGUUGGUUUAUUUUUUUUUUCCCAAAUCAUUGAAUAUGAUGAUGUAGCUAGCUAUAUAUUGAACAACACAGCGUCCUCAAACCUGUUGUAAAGAAUCUUGAAAUCCCUUGUUCUUCUUGUAAGGUACCAUACUGAAUAAGACAGAUGCAACAUUUUGAUCUCUCUUUAUGUC